CAAACGCUAGCGUAUACAUUGCGUCACGAAAACAUCGGCAGCUUCAAGCUCGAGCUUGACCAUUUCUGAUUGAAGCCAGUGAAUCUUGUUUUUCUACGAAACUUCCCUUUCUCUGAUUGAUCGAAGUUUAUCACGUUGCUACACAGAUCGACUCGUUAGCGACGUCAUCCUGGGCUAGGGAUCGAUUGAUCUCCCUUUAAAUUCCCCGAGAUCUGCUAUAUUAAAGACCAGCCUCAAAACAACCCCAAGCCACGUCGCGACCUGGUCUAGCGGACUCACUUCGACUUGCUUGUUGAUCAUCAUUUACAACAACGGUCUUUCAAUAUAAUCCAAAAUGGCUCACGCAGGCCUCGUCCAGACCAGUUUGAUCUGGGUCGCUUAUGCUGUCGCUGUCGUCCUCUGUUUCGCAGCAGCAAUCAUCACAACAUUUACAUGGCAAACACCCCGCGAACGUUCCGCAGUCGUUAGCAUUGUCGCCAUUAUCAGCUUGACUUCUCUACUCGCUACAGUCCUACUACUCCCUGUCGAUAUUGCUCUCGUCUCCGCGACUGCCUCUGCAACACUUGGCGCGAAGAAAGACUGGGCUACUCCCGAACGCAUCGACAGUAUCCUCUACACCCUCAAGGUCGUUUACUACAGCUUGUACAGCUUCGAUGCUCUCCUCUGUUUGAUCGUUAUUCCUUUCGCCUACUUCUGGCACGAGGAAUAUGAUGAGAUCGAGGUUGAGGAGGAGGGCCGAACCUUGAGCAGCCGUUUCUUGGCCGCUGCCAAGUACACACUCUUCUUCGUCGCAUUCGUUGUCGUUCUGUUCUUACUCGGUUUCUUCGUCCCUGCCGCCGGCGACAGCUCACAGUCUCAUUGGGAUCUCGACUACUUCAAGAAACUCGUUGCUCAAAACCAUGGCGAAAAGGCACUGACCUUUGCACUGGGUCUUCUGCUCACCCUCGGCACACUGCUCUACGUUGUAUACACCGGCGCUGGCCUUGCCCUCCUUCCCAUCUCGUUCAUCAAGGCGGCACCUUCAAUCUCGGCUCCUCAGCUCCAUCAGACAACUGCUUCUCAGCUUGAACAGAACCGCGAACGCCAGCGACAGAUCGAGAUGCGCAAUGCCGGUCGACAAGAGGGCAUGUCUCGAAAGGAUCAGCGUGAACUCGAUGCUCUUGUCAGAGAGGAACAAACUCUUGUCAGACGCGAGAGACUCGCCGCCGAAGCUCAGGGUGAAGGCCGUAGCAGGAUUUACCAGGCUUGGCUCAAGGUCUGCGCUGUCUUCCGCCCUAUCAAGCUCCUUGGUGGAAUCUUUCUCCUCCUUCUGUCUCUCGUCAUCUUCGUAUCGAUGCUCAUCACUGGCAUUGACAAGGCCAAGAACUCGGUCUGCAAGCAAAAGUGCGGUUACAUCCUUGGUCAGAUCCAUGUCUUCCAGCCCAUGAACUUCAUCUUCGUCAAGUCGGCCAAGGCUUUCCCCGUCGACUACAUUCUCAUGGCUCUUCUGGUUCUUUUCUUCUUCAGCAGCUCCAUCUCUGGUAUUGCCACCGUGGGAAUUCGCUUCCUCUGGGUUCGCAUCUUCCAGAUCCGCAAGGGUCGAACAGCUCCACAGGCCCUUCUCAUUGCGACUGUCAUGUUGGGUCUGAUAAUCUUGGCCACCAACUACGGUAUCGCUAUGUUGGUUGCUCCUCAGUAUUCGACCUACGGCACCCAAACAUUCUGCGCCAACGAGCCCAAACAUCCUGGAGAUCAGCCAGACUGCAGAAACCACAAGGACAUGAUUCAUGCUUGCUCCGAAGCGCUCAAAUAUAAGCACGCUAAGGAUGUCUGCACACCAUCAGUCAUGUCGACGUUCCUCAACCGCAUCACCAUCACAUGGCCCUUCUUCGGUCUCAUUGACUUCUGGGCCCAAUUCGCCUUCCUCGGUGUUUUCCUCAUCGUCUUCGUCACAUCUCUCUUCCGCACCCCCAAGCUCAACCUUUCCCAGAUCGACGAAGAAGCCGAGGCCGACGAGGAAGAAAGUCUCCUCGCAUCAACUGGCCGCCGAUUCGGCGCGACAUGGCAGGAUGUACGAGGAAAGCCCAGCAGCUCAGGAAACGAGUCUGCCAACAACGGCAACGGCUCACAAUCCGCUGCUUGAAGUUCACGUAUAAAAUAGUACAAGUUAGUUCAGAUUGAUGCAGGCAUCUUUGAUUUGGCAUGGCAACAAGGUGGUGGCUCGGAGUUUAGUUUCGCAAUAUUUGGGUAUCUGUUUUUAACACGCAAGGAACGGCAAAUGGUAGUGAGG
This is a messenger RNA of Fusarium redolens, 2269 nucleotides long. RefSeq lists its product as uncharacterized. The record is from RefSeq and is a predicted model, not a curated record. Gene Ontology annotation, biological process: protein localization to vacuole. NCBI's taxonomy places the organism in Eukaryota, Fungi, Ascomycota, Sordariomycetes, Hypocreales, Nectriaceae. Bases 335 to 2122 code for a protein of 595 amino acids. Gene Ontology annotation, cellular component: vacuolar membrane. The transcript has a single exon.